AUGUUGAAUAGCAAACCUGUUUCAACACCUGUUGACACAGGAGUAAAACUGUCUUUAGCAAAUGAAGAAAAAGAAGUAAAAUCAACCUUAUUCAAACAAAUUGUGGGCUCUUUGAGGUACUUGUGCCAUACAAGACCUGAUAUUGCUUAUGGUGUAGGUCUGAUCAGCAGGUACAUGGUGAAACCUACCACCUCACAUCUGGUUGCAGCUAAAAGAAUUUUAAGAUAUGUCAAGGGCACAAGAAGCUAUGGCAUUCAAUACUGUAAAGGUCAAGAUGGUGACUUAGUUGGCUACUCAGAUUCAGAUUGGAGUGGUGACAAAGAUGACAGGAAAAGCACUGCAGCAUAUGUGUUUAUGAUUGGAAAUGCAGAUUUUUCAUGGAGUUCCAAGAAGGAGUCAGUGGUUGCAUUAUCUUCCUGCGAGGCUGAAUACAUUGCAGCUUCCAUGGCAGCAUGUCAAGCUCAAUGGAUUAAUAUGCUACUGAUGGAAUUGAAACUAAUAAAGAAUGAAAGGAUGGAGCUCAUAAUUGACAGCAAAUCAGCUAUAGACUUGGCAAAGCAUCCAGUAGCACAUGGUAGAAGUAAACACAUUGAAACCAAGUUCCAUUUCUUAAGAGAUCAGGUGAACAAUGGCAAGUUAGAAGUGGAGCAUUGCAGGACAGAAGAGCAGAUAGCAGAUCUACUUACAAAACCUUUGAAGUCAAGUAGCUUUGAGUAUUUGAAGAUGAAGCUGGGAAUGGUUGAGGCAUCUAACUAA
Vicia villosa (hairy vetch) is the source of this 756-nucleotide messenger RNA. Its product is annotated as secreted RxLR effector protein 161-like. NCBI's taxonomy places the organism in Eukaryota, Viridiplantae, Streptophyta, Magnoliopsida, Fabales, Fabaceae. The record is from RefSeq and is a predicted model, not a curated record. Bases 1 to 756 code for a protein of 251 amino acids. The transcript has a single exon.